AUGUGUAAGACACAAGGUGCCAUCCUGGCCACUAUCACAAGCAGCGCUGAGAACAACUUCAUCAAAGGUGUCAUCUCGAAUGACAUCAAUGAGUGUAAGAGGAACCCAUGCCGACAUGGACGCUGUGUGAACAAAGAUGGUGGCUACAAAUGUACCUGCUCACUUGGAUGGACCGGGCAGGACUGCCAGCGAGUCCUGAAGUGUCCUGGUGAUUGGAGAAAAUAUAACAACCACUGCUACAAACUGAUGACAACUACAGUCAGUUGGUCUACAGCGAGAUCGCGAUGCAGACAACAUGGCGCCAUGCUUACCUCCAUCAACGGUCAGGGCGAGAACAACUUCGUCAAAAACCUCAUCUCGGGAUAUCCUUAUGGUAAAAGAAAUGUUAAACCCAUCAUCUGGAUGGGUCUUCAAAAGGGAGCUAGUGGAUGGAAGUGGACGGAUGGGUCAAAAUUUGACUACAGUAACUGGGCGCCGGGAGAGCCGGGUAAAAGGAAGGACAUGAAUUGUGCCAUCGUAUAUUCAAAGGACUACAGACAUCUGUGGAUUUUUACUAAAAAGCUGGAUCUAGGAGAAUGGGACGACUUCAAAUGCCGCGUUCCUUGUGCCUACGUUUGUGAGAAAUCAGUUUAACAACCAACUAGAGUUCCGCGACCUCAUACCUUCACCUGAUGAUGUUAACCUCUUCGAGUAACAUAUCAUACACGUCUCUCAUCGAUUAUACAACUAGAACUAGAUAAUAGAGCCUCAAAGAAUCUCAUUUGCAUACAUUUAUACUGUUGAUCAUUUUCUGUACCCAAAUAACACUAGUUGUUCAGAGUAAGAAAGUCUCG
Messenger RNA from Branchiostoma floridae (Florida lancelet), 833 nucleotides. RefSeq names its product C-type lectin 1-like. NCBI's taxonomy places the organism in Eukaryota, Metazoa, Chordata, Leptocardii, Amphioxiformes, Branchiostomatidae. Gene Ontology annotation, molecular function: calcium ion binding; signaling receptor activity. The coding region runs from base 1 to 633 and encodes 210 amino acids. The transcript is spliced from 5 exons. The record is from RefSeq and is a predicted model, not a curated record.